Messenger RNA from Linum trigynum, 1008 nucleotides. The record is from the annotation of a GenBank genome assembly. NCBI's taxonomy places the organism in Eukaryota, Viridiplantae, Streptophyta, Magnoliopsida, Malpighiales, Linaceae.
AUGAAGGGUCUCAGCGAUUCAUGCAGUACUGACAGAAUCAGCGAUCUCCCUGCGGUCUUGGCAGAUCACAUUGUCGCGUUCUUGCCCCUAAAAGACGCAGCGAAAGCGGCUACAUUGUCAACGCAAUGGAGCAAUCCCACGACCAAGGUUGUGCUUGCAAUCCCUGGAUUAAUACCAUGUGACGAGAUCGAUCACUUCAUUCUUUACCUUGCCAACAACAAAGUGCUCCGGGAUUUCACGCUUCGAAUACUCGAUGAAUCAGGGCGGUAUGUUUAUGACCUCAGGAAUUUCCCUUCCUUGUUUGCUGCUAUUGAACUCAGUACCCUGAAACUGCACAGCUGUGAAUUUAGACCACCUCCUGGGUUUGUGGGCUUCAACAAGCUCACCCAUCUCGAACUGAAUAACAUAAUGUUGGACGAGGAUUUCUUCGUUGAUUUUGUUACCAAGUGCCCGCUGCUAGAAGAUUUGAGGAUAAUAGAUUGUUGUGGGUUAGGCGCUCCUCUUGGAAUCGAUGCUCCUCGUCUCAAAGUGCUGUGUUUUCGGGUCAUCUUGCGGAGCAUUUGGUUCAAGUAUACCCCGCUUCUUUCGCUGGUAUCCAUUCUAGACGAAAGAGAUUACUUGUCCAAUAAGUUGUACGAUGAUCAGCAAGACAGUGUUGAUAUAGUCGAUGUAUUUGCUUCCCUCCCUGCACUCCAAGAGCUGAAACUUGGCAUUGAAUUCCUGCAACUACGUCUAGCUAUACUCCUCCCCUACUCGGCAUUGUUUUGUUUCUCUCCAUCUGCUCAAUACUCAUGUAUUUUGGUGCUCUUCUCCACUCUAGUUACUUGCUGCAGUUUGUUGGAAGCAGGGGAACUUACUGGAUCGACCGGUUGUUGCUUUCAGCGUCUUGAGGAGUUGAUCAUUGACGGAAGCCAUGGCUCACAGGUGGAGCUGGACCUGGUGAGGCUUGUGCUAGCCAAUGCCCCACUACUUCGCAGGAUUGUCAUCGAUGGGCUUCACCUUAUUUGA